GUCAGUUUUGAAAAAGCGAUAAUUGUGCAGUGAGACAAAAACCCUUGACUUAACCAAUAUGGUGAAAAUUCAUCAACAACCGCUUCUCCCCCUCAACACAGAUUCCCGGAACAACCGACUCAUGGCUCAACUCAGAGACUCUCUCCUUUCUCAACUCACCCAACUCGAUCCCUCUCUUCCCCUUUCCACCCUUAACCACCGCUCUUCCAUCAUUCAAUCUCGUCUUCAACAGCUUAUUCAUUCCUUUCACACCCCGACUCACCCCCCUUACGCACUCAUGAUAAACAGGGCAAUAGUGGAAUUAAACGAUGAAAAGGGUUCGAUGGAGGAGGCAAUAUCGGAGUUCAUUCGAAGAGAAUACGAGGAUUUACCGUGGGCUCAUUCGAAAAUUCUGAGUGUUCAUCUCGAGAGACUGUGCCAAGUUGGGGAACUUGCGUGCAAUGAGGACGGUAAGUACGUGUUUCCGGUUGUUGGCGAGGAAGAGAAAGAACGGUGUGAAGGUAGUAGGAAGAGGAAGAGGGGUGGUAGAAAGAGUAACCGUGGAGAUGGUGAUAGAAAAGCGAUUGUGGUAGUGGAAAGUGUUGAGAUUGAGUCUGAGACGAGUGGUGAUUUAUUAGAGGAAGGGAUUCACUUGCCUCUGAUGGACAGUGCUGGAAUUGAUGAACCUUUGACACAAGGUAAGGGGGAACAGGUUUGUGAGAGUGAUGAUCAUUCAAUUAGAUGUGUUCAAGAAAAGACACAAACACAAGCACCAAAUGAAUUAGAGGAGGCACAAAUUCAGAUGGUGAAUGGCAUAGUUUGUGCAGAAGUGUCACCAGUGUGCAUAAUGUCUACAGGUCCAGGAGUAGAAAUAUCAUCACCGUCACAGUUGCAACCUGAAAUGUCUACUGACAUUAUUGAUAUGGAAGUAGUGUCGAAAACAACAGCUGCAUUAGUUUGUGUGAAUUUAGAUGACGGUGAUGAGCUUUCUCAGCAUUACAAUCAAGAAGGUUCUAAUGGAAACCUCGACGAGAACCAGAUGUUUGAGUGUCUUGAGAAGAAACAACCAAAGUGUAGCAGAGGCCGGAAAAAACAACCGAUGUGUCCCAGAGGAAGGCCUCGUAAUAGAGAAACUGAUGUAAACUGUCAAGAGGAGCCGUUUUUACAUAAGCUGGGACCAACCAGAAACAACAAGAAACAGAAUGGUCAAACUAGAGGUCGAGGGAGGCCUCGUAAGGUAAUUGAAGAUACUGAACAUUGCGAAAAUAUAUUAAAGAAAAAAGAUCAAGCUAAGUUGUGGGGUCGUGGUCGAGGCCGUGGUUGCGGUAGAGGAAGAGGGAUGCGUCCCAAACUUUCUGAGGAGUCGAUAGCGAGUCUGACACCAUAGCAGAGGCACCAGCUUCCUUCUUAAUCCACAAGCAUGUGAAGUUCAAGGUAGAGGUGGAUGCAGGCCUCUUAAAUCAAAGCCAGAUUUAAGGUGCUAUUUCACUUUGUACGUGUAUGAAGUGUAGUAACAAAUCCACAAAGAAGCAAUUAUUGGCUAGGGUCUGCUAUAUCUGAAAAGGUCAUCAAAUAUAGUUGCUUGGUUGCUCCUAAUUCUUAAUCUGAAGUACAUAUAUUUGCUAGAUGUUAGUUUGAUUGGAUUCUUACAGCUGACUGCUAUACUGCAUAUGUUCUCCUGUUUUGAUAAAUGAUUAAUGUAUUCUUUUUCUAUCA
Messenger RNA from Cicer arietinum (chickpea), 1695 nucleotides. The record is from RefSeq and is a predicted model, not a curated record. NCBI's taxonomy places the organism in Eukaryota, Viridiplantae, Streptophyta, Magnoliopsida, Fabales, Fabaceae.